Messenger RNA from Paramisgurnus dabryanus, 1873 nucleotides. It is a transcript of the gene ccdc32, whose product is annotated as coiled-coil domain containing 32. Gene Ontology annotation, biological process: cilium organization. Lineage: Eukaryota; Metazoa; Chordata; Actinopteri; Cypriniformes; Cobitidae. The record is from RefSeq and is a predicted model, not a curated record.
CCCUACCGGUUACGUGCUCGCUCUGCAUGCAUCCAAGCAGUAAAUACAUAGUCGCGUAGAUGGAUUUUAUAUGUUGAAGUUUGUAUUUAUUUAACAAUUUUAAUAAAUCUUCUUAUAUCUGAGGUGCUUCAAUAGUAUUCUGGAUAAGACGCGUGAAUUCAUAACGUGCGUGAGUGUUUACAUACUGACAACCGUAGGUGCGAGGUUUAUUGAUCGAUGAAAGACGCGAUGAUCGACGAUUCUGAAACCCAUGUGGUCCGAUCCAGUGGAGAUCUGUGGUCUGAGAUCUGCUCGAGUCUGCCCCAGCCACAGGAACUCGAUGGACAAUUUACAGACUCGUUUCAGCCCUCUCAAGGCUCUCCACAACCAAACUUCCCUAGGGCUUCUUUCAGCCCAUGGGAACCAAUGGCUGACUCAGAAGUUUACAUUGCCAGUUUAGAAAAUCGGUUGAAGAGAAUCAAGGGACAGUCAAAUGAUGUGACAUCAAGGGAAAUGCUCCGUUCUUUGUCCCAGGCAAAGAAGGAAUGCUGGGAUAGAUUCCUCCACGAUGCCGAAACAUCAGAACUGUUUCAGGAAGGAAAUUUCGAUCCGAGUGCCCUGGAGCAGUUUAAGCGUUGGUUGUCGCCUGAAAGGGUGGCCAUCAAUGCAGAAGAGCUGGAGUACCUUCUUCUGCCCACACAGAACAGUGAGCUUCCUGUCAGCUCUGCCCAAACUGAUCAACUAUGUGAGGAGGAAGAAUGCCCAAGCCCAGAGAAAUAAUCAUAUAACAGAAACACUGGGAAGUUUGCUGGUCUUGUUGUGGAAACAACCUGAUAUUUUGUGAUCCAUUUGUAGGAACCAUACUAUAGGGGAGCACGAAUAAUCAUGUACUAGUUCCUAAACUAAUAUAUGCUACAACAUGAAGAAAUGGUGAAUAAAGGCAUUGACUAUUCAGGAAUGAAUGGAAUCAUACGGACUACCUAAGAACAGACAUUUUUAGCAUAGCUGUUAUUAUUCAUUAUAUAAUAAAUAGUUUGGUUUUGUUUCUGGUUAGUUACUGUCAGUUCAUGUACAUAAUGCACUUGUACAUUAUAAUUGGUUUUGUAUUCAUUUAAAGGGAUAGUUCACCAGAAAAUUCUGUUUUUACUCAUCCACCAGUUGUUCCAACCUGUAUCAAUUUCUUUUACACAAAGGAAGAUAUUUUGAACAAUGUUCGCUACAAAGCAGAUCUGGGGCACCAUUCAUUUCUAUAGUAAGAAAAAUAAUAAUAUUGAAGUAAAUGGUGCCCCAGAUCUGCUAAUUUUUUUGGGUAAACUAUUCUUAUAAGACAUCAUUUUCUUUACAGCAGUGUUAUGUGUUUACAGGAUUAAAAACAAGAGAAAAUAAAUGGAGGAAAAUACUUAUAUGUGUUAUGUAACAUUCCACAAAUGUAAAUUUUAUUAUUGGCUAUUGAAUAUAAAUGAAAAUUGUUUCUUGCCCUUUUUUUGCAGUAUUGACUCUGAUAUGCACAAAUCCAGACAUUACAAUUACAAACGUUUCAAGCAUGAUUUUAAUUGUAAUAUCCUCUCAGACUGAAAUUCAUAGGUAAAUGGACUAGAUAACCACUAUUAAUUGUGGUUAAAGAGUGUUGAGCUUUAUAUUAUGCCCAUUGUUUCUGUACAUGUUAGUAAGUGUACAGUUGUAUUCAAGAAAAAAAGACAAAAGGUGUGAUAAUGAGAUUCUUGUGUGACCUUUGUUGAUUCGUAAUUAUGUUUUUGUGCAGCAGUAACCAAUUGAUGUCACUAAUAGAUGAAUAUGGAUGAGGCAACACAAUAGGUUUUUUUUUGUCAUUAUAUCAUUGGAGCAUUAUUGCUUUUUUCCAAAGUUGUAUGCUGAUAUGAACUGCAAUUCCUAU